Messenger RNA from Symbiodinium necroappetens, 1289 nucleotides. NCBI's taxonomy places the organism in Eukaryota, Dinophyceae, Suessiales, Symbiodiniaceae. The record is from the annotation of a GenBank genome assembly.
GUCCAAAUGGGGGCUUGGUCAGCAUGCUAUGGCUCUGGACUGAAUCCCCAGGCCGCUGCAUUCCUGCCGCGACAGAAGGCAGCACGGGAGUGGCGAGCAUUGCUUCGGCGCCUCGCCGCAACACCGCUGCCGCUGGGCCGAGAGGCACUGCUCUGGGCAAGAAGGUUAGAAGAUGCGGCAGCAGCAGCCAUCCAGCUGCACUGGCGCUGCCAUUGGUGGACAAAGCUCCAGAAUCGAUUGGCAGCCUCGCCGGCAAUCUCUGGCUCGAGCCAACCAGUGGGCUGAUGGGCAACACAAGUGGAACCCACGCGCACGAGGCACCAGACAUCUGGUGCGAUGAUGCACUGGCGAUGCCAGAGGCGCUGCCCGAUGGCCACUUCCUGUUCUCAUCCGAGGCAACCACAGAAGGACAUUUCGACAAACUCUGCGACCGAGUGGCGGACGCAGUAUUGGACACAUGUCUUUCACAGGACUCUGAAAGCCGGGUGCUCUGUGAAGCAUGCGCCAAGUCUGGAAUGGUGAUGAUUCUUGGUGAGGUUGUCAGCAAAGCCAGUAUACAAUACGAGCAGGUCAUUCGAGAAGCUGUCAAAGCGGUUGGCUAUGACAGCGACGACAAGGGCCUGGAUUGGAGGACGAUGAACGUGAUUGUAGCGGUUGAAGAUCAGGGCCCGGACAUCGCAGCCUCCUUGGGGAGUCAGCGGCCAAAGCUUUCCGAUGACCAGGCCGUAGUUGUUGGGUACGCCACAGAUGAGACAGAGGAUGCUAUGCCGCUGUCUCAUGCCCUGGCAUCGCAGAUCUGCGCCCAGAUGGAUCGGCUGAGGCGAGAUGGCGUGUUGACGUGGCUGCGUCCAGAUGCUCGCGCCCAGGUGACCGUGGAGUACAAGGCAGACUCCGACGGUGCGCUGCUUCCACAGCGGGUCCACAGCAUCUCCAUCAUCUACAGCCAUUUACCAGAGGUAAAGCCUGCAGCUGCAGAGAAGGACCUCAUGGACCAGGUUGUGAAGCCCGUGGUUCCCGAUCGCUUUCUUGAUAGCUCGGUGCGCUGCAUCUUCGCACCUCGAGCUCGCCGUGGUGCUUCGGAGGCGGGUUUCUCCGGUCGCCGGUGCGAUUCCGACGGCUACGGUGGAUGGGUGCCGGGAGGCGUACUCUCCGGCCGCGAUGGGUGGGCUUUGGGCCGCGCGGCCUACGGAGCCCGCUGGGCCGCAAGGAGCCUGGUCGCUGCCGGGCUCUGCCGGCGCUGCGAAGUGCGGCUGACCUUCGAUCCACAAAGCGAAGCUGCUGGGGUCCAG